UGAUAACCUGCUAGUUUCUUCCGUGAAGAAAUGUCAGUCUUCUGAUUUAAAAUGAGUACAGAAACAGAAAAUGCUGGCGAAGAAGCGGGAACUAGUUCCGCGGAAGCGAUUGCACCGGAAUCUGUGGAACAGAAAAUAAUUGCACUAGCUCAGACGAAAGUGAAAGGCAUUUCAGAUAAGGAUAUUGCUGCCGAAAUGCCAGAACUACUGCCACAACGUAAAGCUGAGGCUAUCAAUAAACUUUUAACGCAAGGUUACAUCGAUCUUUUCAAGCAAGGGAACGCUUUGAUUUAUCGUUUAAAAGAUCCCUCUAAAGCAAAGACUGCCAAAGGAGCGGACAAUGAGGAAAAGAUUGUGUAUACUAUUAUAGAAGAAGCGGGAAACAAAGGCAUAUGGAUACGGGACAUACGAUUCAAAUCUAACUUAAUGCCAACGCAGCUGAACAAGAUUCUAAAAAGUUUGGAAACUAAGAAAUUCAUCAAGGCAGUAAAGUCUGUAGCCGCUAGUAAGAAAAAAGUGUAUAUGCUUUAUAAUUUGGAGCCAGAUCGAUCGGUAACAGGUGGAGCAUGGUAUCAGGAUCAAGAUUUUGAAGCUGAAUUCGUUGAUGUACUAAAUCAGCAAUGCUAUCGAUUCUUGGAACAAAAGAAGGAAACGAUAAAGGAUGGGAAAGGUGGACCCAUAGCAGCUAGAAAUGCUACCUAUGCAUCAUCUAAGGAAGUCUGGAAAUUUAUCUCCGACUUAGGGAUCAGCAAGAUUAAGCUAUCAGUGGAGGAUUUGGAAAUGAUUCUAAAUACUUUGGUUUAUGACGGCAAAGUGGAGAAAACUUUAACCAGCGACGGGAGCAUUCUGUAUAGAGCAAUUCGACCCUUACUAGAUCCUCCAGGACUAGUGCGGACUCCAUGCGGCAUGUGUCCUGUAAGAAAAAAUUGCUGUGAUAUCGGAGAUGUGACCCCAACACUGUGCCAAUACAUUACCGAAUGGUUAAAUUAAUACACUUUAUAAUAUAAAAAUUCUUACAUUACUUAUUACUUUUGUCGGUACCAAUUUAUUACAUCUGUUUAGUAUUUAAUGUCCUACGUGUUUGUACAUACAGGACCGGAAAGUAAUAUUUACUGUUAAGUUUGAGUGCAAUAAAUAUUACUUUUUCAUCCAAAA
Molecule: messenger RNA, 1155 nt
Organism: Orussus abietinus
Lineage: Eukaryota; Metazoa; Arthropoda; Insecta; Hymenoptera; Orussidae
Gene: Polr3F
Product: DNA-directed RNA polymerase III subunit RPC6
Exons: 4
Coding region: 52-990 (312 amino acids)
Biological process (GO): transcription by RNA polymerase III
Cellular component (GO): RNA polymerase III complex
Source: RefSeq, a predicted model, not a curated record